CUCAGCUUCGUGUUUUUCUUUCGUGCUCGACGUUUAUCGAGAAUUUCGGUUGUUGACAAGUCGUUGACUUGAGCUCGUUGCAACUGAAGUCAGUUCAUUCACCUUCACUAUAUUGGCUGGUAAAUUUGAUUGUUGCAAGCACAUCAUAUCCCAGUUUCAUCUUUUGUUGCGUUGACAGGCAAACAACGCAUGGCCUUUGUCUGGUUCAAAGGCUAGAUUUUGAACUCACUGCAGGAACCCAGUGAUCUUUACUCCUUUUCGCCUUGACGCAGCGGCCGUCCUAUUCAUUUACUUCGAACUCUCUUUUACAUUAACAUGUCACACACAAUCCCCCAAGUCCGCAGACGUCCCACGAAGCUCAGGCCGUCCGGAGUAAGACCAGAUUCUAGUGUCGUUCGCGCGUCAGUUUUCGAGACUGCCCUUGAGCUUGGGAUUCACAAUUCCACCGUCGCGAAUUGGAUAUUCAAUAGCCCCUUGCCUGAGGAGGCAGAGGAACUGGAGGAUAUCCCUCCUGACACGGAGGUAGAAGAAAUUUUGACUGCCCUCACUUUUGGCUCGCAUACUGCGAGCGACGAGUCGUCAAUGACGUCCUCCCCGCAAAACAACGUUGCAUCCGCAAGGCAAAUACACAUGCACAAGCCGAGCGUAUUCGAACCUCUCCACGUGCACUUCAAUGACUUUGCUUCCGCGCAGCUGACGCUAUCAUUGCCUCCGCUGAGUACGCCAGUCAAUGAGAGGGAGAGGCUCGGAAGCAUGUCCAAUUCGUCUGGGAAGCCGUCAAAUAAUGUGGGACACCAAUCAAGUGAGGAUAUCACACGUCAGACCGACCGCAAAUGUGCCACACCGAAUUCCGCAAAGUCUGAAGCGGGGUAUGUGAGCGACGGUCAAUAUCUUUCUGACAGUGCUGGUCUCAAAAAGUCUGGCAAACUGAAAGGAAAAGGCAAGAAAGGAAAGCCGCCAGCCUUGGACUUGCGUUCCGGUUUUGAUGAAGCGCCCGGCUAUUCUUCGGAUGGAGGUUAUCUCUCUGCGUCAUCAAGCAAGUCGCAAGGGAAGUCAAGUAAGGGUAAAUCUCGCGCAAUGGCCUUCUUUCGGAGGAAGCCAAAGAAGCAGCGAGCCAGCGAUGAAGAAGAUGAUAACUACAUACCACCAGUCCCUGCGAUGCCUCCAAUGGCCGUUCCUUCGAGUCCAAGACCUUUGAAGCAUCUUGUCGCAACACCUUCAUCCCCUUCACGAUCUGGCUUCACUCCUCUGAAGCUGAACUUUAACACCUCAACUCGAGCGUCAAGUCCUGUCUUACACUCAAGAAAAGACCGCGCUAGUCCCCCACUUGCUCGAGUAGCAACACCAUCCCCCACUCCCACUCCUCCUCGACCAUCCGAGCAGACAGUAAAUUCGAUGCCGUCGCCUUCGCCUUCGCCUGUGCCUUCGUCUACGCCUGCUCCCGCUCUUCCAUCCACGCCGAUAUCUCACGCACCAACUCCCAGUACGCCCCUUAUUGUGGUAUCACCUACUAUCUCCCAGGCUCCUGCAACCCCCAUUCGUUCAUCCCCGAUCACCUCUCCCCGGCAUAUCACUAUUCGACCCGCGGCUCCUCCACCUACGCAGCCAUUGCCACAGCCACCUCCAAUUCCCAUGCCAUCCACGCCGUCACAAAGGGCUCCUGGACCACCACUUAUGCAAGCACUGCCUCCGGUUCCAGUGCGUCCACUUCCCGUGCCACCAUCUACGCCGACGACGCCCUCGCGGAAACUGCCACCUUUCCGACCGGUUGCAGUGGUAUCUGGCUCUACAGCUCCAUUAGUUCCUCGUCGGCAUCCACAAACUCAGCCCCGCAUUCUAUUUUCGCCUCGCCCACAGCCGUCACAUAGUGCAUCUGACUCGGUUGUCCCGCAAUACAAGCAUGACAAUGGUGAGGCAUCACCGAGGAGGUACCAGAGCCACAGCGUUAUUCCCAGUGAUGACAGCUCUAAGACCCAUCCUCCCGGACAUGGCGGUACGGUACGGAGAAAGCAUUCAGAGAUAUCACCACCUCCAUUUCUUCAACGGCGCAUGCAUGGCAUGCAGGGAUCCCCGCGGCAUCCACCCCCAGAUUCACCUCUCCCACAAGUUCCGAAUGCACGCCCUAUGCAUCCUCCAGCGUUCCCCUCGAAAUUCCAUGAACACUUUUCGUCCGUGUCGUCAGUAAGUCAUACUUCGCCUGCUCUGCGCAGUACGAGUGGGUCUGGCUCCUCAUCUGGCCCGUCUGUUCGCUCCUCCAACGCCCCGUCGGUAUCUACUUCUGACAGUCACGGCAGCUCGAGUCAUCACUCAGAAGGCGUCGUAAACAUGCGUUCAGAUACACGAUCUUCCUCGCGGUCAGAGUCUGGCUACGGGAAGCAAAUCACGGACAGCAUCGCUUACUCACACUCACAUUCGUCCAUACUCGAUACCCGGAGCGACAUCAGUGCCAGCGUCUACAAUGAGCGUUCGAGCACAUAUGACGAAGAGGGGGGGAAAGAUCCCAAGGGCACACAAGCUGACGACGAGGACGAGGAUGAGGCAUCGAUCUAUCCCUCAGAUGAGAAGACGGCUGGUAGGCGUACGAUGUACCUGGUCGAAAAUGGCCAGGCUCUGGAUGAGGACGGAGAUGUGUUCCCGCCCCCAUUACCACCCCCGGUAGGAAGAUACUUUUGACUGACGUUGGGGUAUCAGUGACCGUUCGCUUUAAUUUAUCUGCUGUUUUUGGCUUUUUUGUAGUCGCUCUUUCGCUCGUUUUUUUUUUCGUCCGAUGGUUGGCUUUUUUGAUAAUUUUGAUGGCGCAAGCACUCGAGACAUCUGCUCGAUGCAGCUGUGGUAGUAGUAGAUACGAUCUUGAUGUUAUGGUAAUAGGUUAAUGGCCUAGCACUACUAGUAUUUUCCAUCAAUGCAUCACGCUGCAGGCUGGUAGAAUGCAAGUAAUUUAAUUCAGCU
This is a messenger RNA of Suillus fuscotomentosus, 2949 nucleotides long. RefSeq lists its product as uncharacterized. The transcript has 3 exons. The coding region runs from base 316 to 2673 and encodes 785 amino acids. Lineage: Eukaryota; Fungi; Basidiomycota; Agaricomycetes; Boletales; Suillaceae. The record is from RefSeq and is a predicted model, not a curated record.